CCCUUUUCAGCUGCUGGGUAACUCCUCCUUCAUUUUUCUUUUUUACCAACUCAGGAGAGAGAGCCCCUUUUUUUUUGGCUCCUUCUAAAUUAUUUUUUUUCUUUCUAUGCUUUUUCUUGUACAAACAUGAUCUUGAAAACACAUCACUGUUACUGCUACUUCUACCUUUUCGUCGCUUUUUCGUUGUUUGUUUCGUCCGCUGUAGCUGAUGAUCAUAAGAAUAAGGAGAAAUCUCAAGGUGUAACGUACGAUGGAAGGUCCUUGAUUGUUAAUGGGAAGCGAGAGCUUCUCUUCUCUGGUUCCAUUCAUUACCCUCGUAGUACUCCUGAUAUGUGGCCGGAGCUGAUUGCGAAGGCUAAGCAUGGAGGUUUAAACGUUAUUCAAACUUAUGUUUUUUGGAAUGUUCACGAGACUGAGAAGGGCAAGUACAAUUUUGAAGGAAGAUUUGACUUGGUAAAAUUCCUUAAGAUGAUCCAAGAGCAGGGUAUGUAUGCAACUCUCAGGCUCGGACCAUUUAUCCAAGCUGAAUGGAACCACGGUGGACUUCCAUACUGGUUAAGAGAGGUUCCGGACAUCAUAUUCCGUUCUUACAAUGAACAAUUCAUGGAUCACAUGGAGAAAUUCAUCAAUAUGAUUAUUGAUAAGAUGAAAGAAGAGAAACUAUUUGCACCACAAGGAGGACCUAUUAUCUUGGCUCAGAUUGAAAAUGAGUACAACACAGUCCAACUUGCAUACAGAGACUUGGGGCAUAAAUAUGUACAGUGGGCAGGAAAUAUGGCAGUGGGUCUCAAUAUUGGUGUGCCAUGGGUUAUGUGCAAGCAGAAGGAUGCUCCUGAUCCAGUGAUCAAUACUUGCAACGGAAGGCACUGUGGAGACACAUUCACUGGCCCCAAUAAGCCUAACAAACCUUCUCUCUGGACUGAGAAUUGGACUGCUCAAUUUAGAGUAUUUGGAGAUCCACCAUCUCAAAGAGCAGCAGAGGAUACCGCGUUUUCAGUUGCGCGGUGGUUCUCUAAGAAUGGAUCUCUUGUCAAUUACUAUAUGUAUCAUGGUGGAACCAACUUUGAUAGAACUGCUGCCUCCUUUGUAACUACAAGAUAUUAUGAUGAAGCUCCUCUUGAUGAAUAUGGUCUGCAGAGGCAGCCAAAGUAUGGACAUCUCAAGGACUUACACAGAGCACUAAGAUUAUCCAAGAAGGCUUUGCUUUGGGGAACUCCCGGUGUUCAAAGAUUGGGUGAAGCUCAAGAGGCACGUUUCUUCGAUCAAAACGGAUCGAAAAUCUGUGCUGCUUUCUUGACAAACAAUGACACUAGAAGUGGACAUACCGUUCAGUUCAGAGGUCGGGAUUACUACUUGCCUCCACGUUCCAUUAGUGUCCUCCCUGAUUGCAAGACUGUAGUCUACAAUACCAUGACGAUUGUGUCGCAACAUAACGCAAGGAAUUUCGUAAAAUCAAAGAAAGCAAAUAAGAAACUGAAAUGGGAGAUGGCAUCAGAAGUCAUUCCAAGCCAACUUAAAGUAACAUCUAAGAUUCCUAGCGAGCUAUAUGGCUUGACUAAAGACAUUACCGACUACGCGUGGUACACCACAGUCAUAGUAUUGAAUCCCCGAGACUUGCCUAUGCGAAAAGACAUUCUCCCUGUUUUACGAGUUGCUAGUCUUGGACAUGCAAUGCUUGCUUUUGUCAAUGGCGAAUUUGUAGGAUCUAAACAUGGCAGCCAAAUUGAGAAGAGUUUUGUCCUCCAAAAAGCUAUAACAUUGAAGCCAGGGGUUAAUACUAUUACAUUCCUGGGCUCUUUAGCUGGACUCCCUGAUAGCGGAGCCUACAUGGAGCAUAGAUAUGCUGGGCCUAGAGGGGUAACCAUCCUAGGUAUGAACACUGGAACACUGGAUUUGACAUCAAAUGGUUGGGGACAUGAGGUUGGUUUGUCUGGAGAGAAGGGUAAAUGGUUUAGUGAGGAAGGAGCACAAAAGGUGACAUGGCAAGAUGUACCAAAAGGAGAUGGCCCUCCUCUAACAUGGUACAAGGCUUAUUUCAACGAACCUGAAGGACACAAGCCGGUUGUAGUACGAAUGAACGGUAUGAAAAAGGGUAUCAUUUGGAUCAAUGGCCAAAGUAUUGGUCGGUACUGGAUGUCGUACAUUUCUCCUCUAGGACAGCCUACUCAAUCUGAGUACCAUAUACCAAGAUCAUAUCUGAAGCCAAAGGAUAACUUGAUAGUGGUGCUAGAGGAGGAACCAACAAACCCUGAACAUAUAGAGAUUAUGCUUGUGGAUAGAGAUACAAUCUGCAGUUACAUUACAGAGUAUCAUCCACCAAAUGUAAAAUCAUGGGCAAGGAAGAAUAACAAUUUUAGACCUGUAGUGGAUGAUGUGCGCCCAGCAGCUCAUCUCAAGUGUCCGAACCAUGAGAAGAUUAUCGCAGUCGAAUUCGCUAGCUGGGGUGAUCCUUAUGGUUCUUGUGGAGCUUUUGCCCUUGGAAGCUGCACUUCUCCUCUUUCCAAGAAGGUUGUUGAACAGUAUUGCUUGGGAAAAGCUGCUUGUGACAUUCCGAUAGAGCGAGAGCUCUUCGACAAGGACAAAGAUGGAUGCGCAGACAUAAAGAAGUCACUCGCCGUUCAGGUGAAGUGUGGCUAGAAGAAUUCAGAGGGCCAUCUGAAAGAUUUGAAAAGGUGUUUGUGAUGAUCAUGGGUUUGAAGAAUCAAGCUAGCUAGCUAGUAGUAUACUAUAUACAAUUGCUUACAUUUUUAUCUCUUACAAAGAUAUUCAAACACAUGAUUUUGUAUUCACCUUUUUUUUCCUUAUGCUAAGAGUCUCUUAUUAAAGUAAGAUAUUUCAGAUUUUUUUUU
Molecule: messenger RNA, 2849 nt
Organism: Mercurialis annua (annual mercury)
Lineage: Eukaryota; Viridiplantae; Streptophyta; Magnoliopsida; Malpighiales; Euphorbiaceae
Product: beta-galactosidase 13-like
Exons: 18
Coding region: 127-2637 (836 amino acids)
Biological process (GO): carbohydrate metabolic process
Cellular component (GO): cell wall; vacuole
Molecular function (GO): carbohydrate binding; beta-galactosidase activity
Source: RefSeq, a predicted model, not a curated record